GGCAUUGUUCCGACCAUGUGAACGACCUGACCGGAAAACAACCGGGCAGAGUGGAGCGGAGGAAGGCAGAGGAAAGAUGGCAGCCGCGGCAGUGGCUGAGUUUCAGAGAGCACAGUCUCUUCUUGGAACAGACCGGAAUGCCUCUAUCGAUAUCUUACAUUCAAUAGUGAAGCGGGACAUCCUGGAGAGUGAUGAGGAGGCGGUGCGUGUUAAAGAGCAGAGCAUCCUGGAGCUGGGGGGGCUUCUGGCCAAGACAGGACAGGCUGCGGAGCUUGGGGGUCUGCUAAAGUAUGUGCGCCCCUUCCUCAACUCCAUCUCCAAGGCCAAAGCAGCCCGGUUGGUCCGCUCCCUGCUUGACCUCUUCCUGGACAUGGAGGCUGCCACAGGUCAGGAGGUCGAGCUCUGCCUGGAGUGCAUAGAGUGGGCUAAGGCUGAGAAAAGGACAUUCCUCAGACAGGCACUAGAGGCUCGUCUCAUUUCACUGUAUUUCGACACAAAGUGCUACCAGGAGGCACUACAGCUCGGCUCCCAGUUGCUGCAGGAGCUGAAGAAGAUGGACGACAAGGCCCUGCUGGUGGAGGUUCAGCUGCUGGAGAGUAAGACGUACCAUGCGCUCAGUAACCUGCCCAAGGCCCGCGCUGCCCUUACCUCUGCCAGGACAACAGCCAACGCCAUCUACUGCCCACCCAAACUACAAGCAGCUUUAGACAUGCAGUCAGGGAUCAUUCAUGCAGCAGAGGAGAAAGACUGGAAGACGGCUUACUCCUACUUCUAUGAGGCCUUUGAGGGCUACGAUUCCAUUGACAGUCCCCGAGCCAUCACAGCCCUCAAAUACAUGCUGCUCUGCAAAAUCAUGCUCAACGCGCCAGAGGAUGUCCAGGCCCUCAUCAGUGGAAAGCUAGCUCUCCGGUACGCUGGCAGACAGACGGACUCACUGAAACGUGUGGCACUAGCCAGCAAGAACCGGUCGCUCGCAGACUUUGAAAAGGCACUUACAGAGUACAAACCAGAGCUGAGGGAUGACCCCAUCAUCAGCACCCAUCUGACCAAGCUGUACGACAACCUGCUGGAGCAGAACCUCAUCAGGGUCAUUGAACCUUUCUCCAGGGUCCAGAUAGCACACAUUUCCUCCCUCAUCAAACUUCCUAAGGGAGAGGUGGAGAGGAAACUAUCACAGAUGAUUCUGGAUAAGAAGUUUCACGGUAUUUUGGACCAAGGUGAAGGUGUGCUGAUUGUCUUCGACGAGCCAGUGGUGGACAAGACUUAUGAGGCAGCCCUGGAGACCAUUCAGAACAUGAGCAAAGUGGUGGACUCGCUCUACAACAAAGCCAAGAAGCUAACAUAAGAGAGCGAGAAACCAUCUGUCCUCCUGUCCGGAGCGACGUGGGCCAGUCAGACCUCCGUCGAUCGCUCACUUCAGCCCGGGAGGGACGAGGGGAGGAGGACGAGGAGAUUACAAACACUCAACAAUCCAGCAAGCAAAUAAACCAGCUGACCAACUGAAGACAACCCAACGGAAAAACAAACUGACGGGGUGGACACGCAGCUCCUCCUAGUCCUCCCUCAGCCCUCUGCUCUCCCUCCCUCCUGUCACUGUCUCUUCCUUCCAAUCUGAGUGGGGUUGAUCUGACACAAAGUGCUCCUCUCGAUGGACAAAUCCAGGCACUGUGCCCGUCUUCUCCUCUCCCACCACUGGUUUCUACUGUAUGUAAAACUGGACAAGCCUCCCUUUCCCCUUUUUUCCUCUGUUUCUCUCUGCACUGGCCAUCAGGGAAUCUUGUAAAAUAACAAUAAAGAAUACCUAUACAGUACUUAUACAUACAUAUAUUGUAAAAAAAAAAA
Messenger RNA from Xiphias gladius (swordfish), 1842 nucleotides. Its product is annotated as 26S proteasome non-ATPase regulatory subunit 11A-like. The coding region runs from base 77 to 1345 and encodes 422 amino acids. Gene Ontology annotation, biological process: ubiquitin-dependent protein catabolic process. NCBI's taxonomy places the organism in Eukaryota, Metazoa, Chordata, Actinopteri, Istiophoriformes, Xiphiidae. Gene Ontology annotation, cellular component: proteasome regulatory particle, lid subcomplex. The record is from RefSeq and is a predicted model, not a curated record. Gene Ontology annotation, molecular function: protein binding; structural molecule activity. The transcript is spliced from 13 exons.